This is a messenger RNA of Sitodiplosis mosellana (orange wheat blossom midge), 3567 nucleotides long. RefSeq names its product protein ROP-like. Gene Ontology annotation, molecular function: syntaxin binding. The record is from RefSeq and is a predicted model, not a curated record. Bases 88 to 1863 code for a protein of 591 amino acids. Gene Ontology annotation, cellular component: plasma membrane; secretory granule. Lineage: Eukaryota; Metazoa; Arthropoda; Insecta; Diptera; Cecidomyiidae. Gene Ontology annotation, biological process: intracellular protein transport; vesicle-mediated transport; neurotransmitter secretion. The transcript is spliced from 13 exons.
GAAAAAUUUGUGAGUAAACUUCAGUCGCAAUUUUUAACGUUGCACGAACGACAACAUUCGAACACAUUCUACUCAAACCUGUUAGCGAUGGCGUUAAAAGUUCAAGUUGGACAAAAAAUAAUGAACGAGGUGAUUCAUUUCAAGGGGAAAUCACCCGCAAUGAAACCUGGCCCGAAAGAAUGGCGCAUUUUGAUUGUCGACAAACUGGCAAUGCGAAUGAUAUCAGCUUGCUGUAAAAUGCACGACAUUACUGCAGAGGGAAUACCAUUGGUUGAAGAUUUGCAAAAGCGUCGUGAGCCAUUGGCAGCCAUGGAAGCAAUAUACUUGAUGACACCGACCGAAGAGUCGAUUCGAAUAUUAAUCCAUGAUUUCGAGCAGUCAAAUCAUCCGAUGUAUAAAGCCGCUCAUGUCUACUUCUCUGAAGUUUGUCCCGAGGAAUUGUUUAAUGAUUUGUGUAAAUCGACUGCCGCUAAAAAGAUUAAGACUCUCAAGGAAAUCAACGUCGCAUUUUUACCAUACGAAAGCCAGGUAUUCUCACUGGACUCUCCUGAUACAUUCCAAAUUUUGUACUCGCCAAGCUUGGCAUUGGCUCGAAUCGCACAUAUGGAACGCAUCGCUGAACAAGUUGCCACACUAUGUGCCACUUUGGGUGAAUACCCGUCAGUGCGCUAUAGAAGUGCUUGCGAUCGUAACGUUGAAUUGGCUCAGUUGAUUCAACAAAAAUUAGAUGCUUAUAAAGCUGAUGAACCGACAAUUGGCGAAGGAGUUGAAAAAGCCAGAUCACAAUUAUUGAUUCUCGACCGUGGAUUCGAUUGUGUUACGCCAAUUUUACAUGAGCUUACCUUGCAAGCGAUGGCAUAUGACUUACUUCCUAUCACAAAUGAUGUUUACAAGUACAUUCCGACUCCAAAUGCCAAUGAAAAAGAAGUAUUGCUCGAUGAAAAUGACGAAUUGUGGGUUGAGUUACGUCAUCAACACAUUGCCGUUGUAUCAACACUUGUCACACAGAAUUUGAAGAGAUUCACCGAAUCGAAGCGUAUGAGUCAAAGUGACAAGCAAUCCAUGCGAGACUUGUCGCUCAUGAUUAAAAAGAUGCCACAAUAUCAAAAGGAAUUGUCCAAAUAUUCGACACAUUUGCAUUUAGCCGAAGACUGUAUGAAAGUUUAUCAGGGUUAUGUGGACAAUUUAUGUCGUGUUGAACAGGACUUGGCCAUGGGUACAGACGCUGAAGGGGAAAAAGUCAAAGACCACAUGCGAAAUAUUCUACCAAUCAUACUAGACAGCAACAUAUCCAGCUAUGAUAAAAUCCGUAUAAUUGCUUUGUACGUGAUGACAAAGAAUGGAAUUUCUGAUGAAAAUCUCAACAAAAUGUUCACCCAUGCACAAAUCAACUUGCGCGACCAAGAUAUGGUCCGGAAUCUAAGCUACUUGGGAAUAAACGUUGUCACUGAUGGAAAUCGCAAGAAGCCAUAUCAAAUUCCACGGAAGAAUCGUGUUACUGAACAAACAUACCAGAUGUCACGUUGGACACCGAUGAUGAAAGACAUCGUCGAAGACUGCAUAGAUGAUAAGUUGGAUAGUCGUCACUUCCCAUUUUUAGCUGGACGUGCUCAAAGCGCUACGUACCAUGCACCAACCAGCGCUCGCUACGGUCACUGGCACAAGGACAAGGCACAAACUACCGUAAAAAACGUACCACGAUUGAUCGUGUUCAUCGUGGGCGGUAUCAGCUAUUCGGAGAUGCGUUGUGCAUAUGAAGUGACUGCUGCAAAGGCUGGCUGGGAAGUGAUUGUUGGUUCAUCGCAUAUUCUAACGCCAGAAGGAUUUUUAGGUGAUUUAGCAUCACUAUCGAAAGACGACUAAAUUGAAACAAUGUGCCAAAAUGCAAAAAUUCAACAUAUAGCCAAAUGCUAUUUGAAAUCUGCACAAAUCAAAGUAUACAAAAUCAUCUUGUUGGAAACUAAAUGAACAAAUUUAUCAUCACAAAACUAAAACUGGCUGAUUUGCCAAGCAAAAUCCCAAAGCAUUAAACAUAAUCCCCAAUAUAUUGUGUGUAGAGUAAUAUAUUUGUGUUCUUCCUUUGCAAUUUAUGCGACUUUGAGCGCUUCGUCUCUAUUCAUCGUUUCUUUUACCCAUUUGUUCAUUCACACUAAAUGGAACAAUUUUGAUUGUAAUCAAUUAUUAUUGAAAGUUAGUCCCGAAAAAUAGCGUAUUUAUUUGUGAAUAACAUGAAUUUAUGUAUGAUUUAACUUGAGUCACCCCUUAGAGAACUUUUUUCAACAGCUACAUUCCCUGAGGUAAAUAUUUGGUUCAAAUUUGUUGAUGAGAAUUGAUUCAAGUUUGUUUAUUUCGUCGUUUUGAUUCGACGACAGUGAAGGAAGAAAAACUAAGGCAGCACGAACAAUUCGAUUUGGAUCAAAACCAUUCCAUCGAAACCAGAAAAAAGAUCUCCUUCCUUAAUAUAUAAGACUUAAAUACUUGUAACAAUUAUUUGAUUGGAAGUAGCAUCAUCUGUGUUCAGCGUUAGCACAUCUUCACUUUCAUCAUACAUACAUUCAGCCAUAACCAUUGAUCCAUCUACAAAUGUGAAAUGAUGAAUCACCAUCAUCUUUGUACCCGUGUAACAUUUUAAAUUUUAAGAAAUGUGAAAAGUGUCAACAUCAUUUCCUUUCACAAAAGCUUAGUGGGAGAUGUCGAAACAGCACACAGAUUUUUAACAUGGCUGACAAAGUCCUAAGAUAAGCCAGAAUGUUCUAUUUUACAGCUCAUUUGAGAGCAUUUGAAGAAGACUUAAUUGUGGUGCCAAAUUUACAAAGAAGAGAUUUUUUUUUAUUAAACAUUCUAUCUACCUCAUUGUGUCUAAUCGACAGUACAAAUUGGAACCAAAUGAUGGAUUUGAAAAAUCUCAAUUAGGUUUCUAUUAAGGGUAUUAUUUUUUUGAUCAGUCAAACCGACGACAAUGAUGACAACUGCAUCAAUGGGCACUGUAAAACUGUUUAGUUAUUUAAGGAGAAUGUGAUAAAAUCACUUUGGAAAACAGAAAAAAAAAACAAAACAAAUCUAUAUACAUAUUGUAUUUUUAAGUGUGUACGUGUUCAACAGCAACAAACUGAAACAACUAUUUAAAUGUAACAUUUUCUAUUUGAAAGGAAAACAAAACUGAUAUAUCAAUGUUCUUGAUUUGAAAUACUUUUAUCUGACAAAGUCGACUACUGAAGAGAAGAAGACAGACGCCGAUUUUGAAUUGUAGUUCUGAAGUUUGAAAUAAUUUAUUUGUGUAGCUUUAGUGAGUGAGAAGUUGAACAAGGGAACGCCAAAAUCGGUUUGCCUUCUCUUUAUAACAAGUUCAAGUCCAAUUUAGCAGAUUGUAGAUGCCUGACUGUAUUUGAGGAACCGUAUCAUAGACUAAAUUCAAAACUGAACCGGUGAAAUAUUACCAUUCUACCAUCAAAUAUCAUAUCUAUGUUCAAACAUCUAUUUCUGUAAUACUUUGUGAAACAAAACCAAAACAUGUGUAUUUGAACAAAUAAAAUGAAUAAAUAAAAUGUAUGUUUAUUGAUAUACAGA